This is a messenger RNA of Trichosurus vulpecula (common brushtail), 2264 nucleotides long. It is a transcript of the gene MELTF, whose product is annotated as melanotransferrin. The record is from RefSeq and is a predicted model, not a curated record. Bases 1 to 2208 code for a protein of 735 amino acids. Gene Ontology annotation, biological process: iron ion transport. The transcript is spliced from 16 exons. NCBI's taxonomy places the organism in Eukaryota, Metazoa, Chordata, Mammalia, Diprotodontia, Phalangeridae. Gene Ontology annotation, cellular component: extracellular region; early endosome; plasma membrane.
AUGAGGACCCUCUGCCAUGUCGCGGGGCUGCUCCUGUCCUUCCAAGCGGCUCUGGGGGUGAGUGAGCUUCGGUGGUGCACCAUCUCGGACCCGGAGCAGGAGAAAUGUGUGGCCAUGGCAGCAGCCUUCAAGGAGGCCAGCAUCCAGCCAUCCCUCAGCUGUGUCCUGGGGACCUCAGCUGACCACUGCAUCCGCCUCAUUAAGGCCAAUGAGGCAGAUGCCAUCACACUAGACGGGGGAGCCAUCUAUGAGGCCGGGAAGUACCAUAACCUGAAGCCCGUGGUGGGAGAAAUGUAUGACCAAGAGGCUGGCACUUCCUACUAUGCUGUGGCUGUGGUCAGAAGGAACUCCUCUCUGAACAUUGACCACUUACAGGGGGUGAAGUCCUGCCAUACGGGCAUCAACCGCACCGUGGGGUGGAAUGUGCCCGUUGGCUACCUGGUAGAGAGCGGCCAGCUCUCGGUGAUGGGCUGCGACGUCCUGAGAGCGGUCAGCGGCUUCUUCGGAGGCAGCUGUGUCCCCGGGGCCGGGGAGACCAGCUAUGCGGACUCCCUUUGCAGACUCUGCAGGGGCGAUGCUGCCGGGGAGGGAAGGUGUGCCAAGAGCCCCCUGGAGAGAUACUAUGAUUAUAGCGGGGCCUUCAGGUGCCUGGCUGAUGAAGCAGGAGAUGUAGCAUUUGUAAAACACAGCACAGUUCUGGAGAACACAGACGGGAAAACCCUGAGUUCGUGGGGCAGGCCGCUGCUGUCCCGUGACUUCCAACUGCUGUGCAGGGAUGGCAGCCGGGCAGAAGUCACCCAGUGGAGGCAUUGCCACUUGGCCCGGGUGCCCGCUCACGCUGUGGUCGUCAGGGCUGACAUGGACGGGGCAAUCGUCUUCCGGCUGCUGAAUGAGGGCCAGAUGAGGUUCAACCAGGAGGGAUCCAGCUUCCAGAUGUUUGAGUCCGAGGCCUUCCAGCAGAAGAACCUGUUGUUCAAAGACUCUACCAUAGAGCUGGUGCCUAUUGCCACACAGACCUACCAGGCCUGGCUGGGCACUGAGUACCUCCAAGCCAUGAUGGGCCUGGUCUGCGACCCCAAUGGGCUCCCUAGCUACCUCAGAUGGUGCGUGCUCUCCACGCCAGAGAUCCAGAAGUGUGGGGACAUGGCGGUAGCCUUCAGCCGAAAGCAGCUGAAGCCCGAGAUCCAGUGCAUCUCAGGCGAGUCCACCAGACACUGUAUGGAACAGAUCAAGGCCAAGGAAGCCGAUGUCAUCACUCUGAGCGGAGGCGAUAUUUACACGGCCGGGCAGACCUACGGCCUCGUGCCAGCUGCAGGGGAGAGCUACCAGGACGACAGGAAGGACUCCUACUACGCAGUGGCCCUGGUCAAGAGGAACAGCUCCUACGCCUUCACCAUCGAUGAGCUCAAGGGCAAGCGGUCCUGCCACUCCGGCCACGACAUCGCAUCUGGCUGGGACAUCCCUGUCGGGGUCCUGGUCCACAGAGGUUUCAUCCGGCCCAAGGGCUGUGACGUCCUCCAAGCCGUGAGUGAAUUCUUCUCAGCCAGCUGUGUGCCCGUGAACAAUGCCAAAGACUACCCGCCCCGGCUCUGUGAGCUGUGCAUCGGGGAUGACCAUGGCCUGAACAAAUGUCAUGGCAACAGCCAGGAGCGUUACUAUGGCUACAGUGGAGCCUUCAGGUGCCUGGCUGAGGGCGCUGGAGACGUGGCCUUUGUCAAGCACUCCACAGUAUUUGAGAACACCAACGGCUACAACACUGAAAACUGGGCAGUCGGCCUGAGGUCUGAGGACUAUGAACUGCUCUGUCCCAAUGGCGCCCGGGCCGAGGUCACCCAGUUCGAGGCUUGUAACCUGGCUCAGGUGCCGGCUCACGCUGUCAUGGUCCACCCAGACACCAACAUUUUUGCUGUGUAUGGGCUGCUGGACAAAGCACAGGACUUGUUUGGGAAUGACAGCAACCAGAAUGGGUUCAAAAUGUUUGACUCCUCGGAUUACCACGGCCAAGACCUGCUGUUCAAAGACUCCACCGUCCGAGUGGUGCCAGUGCGGGAGAAGACCUCCUACACAUCCUGGCUGGGCCAGGACUAUGUAGCUUCCCUGGAGGGCCUUCAGUCGCUGCAGUGCUCAGGAGCAGUGACCGCUACCCCAGCCCUGCUGCUGCUCCUGCUGCUGCUCCUUGGCUCCAUCUUGAGCAGCCCUGACCUGUGACAGCUCCCCCAGCCCUUCCUUGAGCUGAAAGGAGGCUCAGCCCUCAAAUACAUAAA